Dendroctonus ponderosae (mountain pine beetle) is the source of this 8474-nucleotide messenger RNA. It is a transcript of the gene unc79, whose product is annotated as protein unc-79 homolog. The record is from RefSeq and is a predicted model, not a curated record. The transcript is spliced from 37 exons. Gene Ontology annotation, molecular function: protein binding. Bases 334 to 8307 code for a protein of 2657 amino acids. NCBI's taxonomy places the organism in Eukaryota, Metazoa, Arthropoda, Insecta, Coleoptera, Curculionidae.
CAGACAGUUCUGGUCUCGUUUAGUUUGAAAACCCAAAACUGCAAACAUUAGAAUUUCUCGCUGUGAGCCAAGUGAACCUAGUUUUCAAAAUUUUUACGCUAUUCGUAAACGCUCUUUGCUCGCAUUGGCAGACGUCGGGAUCGGGGAUGCGAUCGAUGGAAUUAAUGUUAGGUGAUGAGGAAUGCAUUUUGAUUUCGCUUGACCAAAUUUGCCAAAAUUAUGGCUCAUCGACGAAUUAACCGGUUGUUUUCGUCUGAUACAUAUUCUUUCAAUUAGCCCUUAUUUUUCAACACUACCUAUUGACCUGAUUAUGGGAUAAAUGAGGCUGCCCCCAUGUUGAAGAUACCUGCACGUUUUAAGCAAUGUGACCUCAGUGUUUCCCUAGCGUUUGAUUAUUGUGACUGCAUUGUCAACAUGGGUACAAAAGCUGCUGCAUUUACAGCUAAGCUCCGUAGUCUCUAUGAUUACCAACUCAAGCUUGUACAGGGUAUUGUUCCACCCCCUCCCGGAGUUGAUAUAGCAAAUGUCAUAAAAUAUUUCUCCCAAACUCUUUUAAGUGUUCUGAAAGACGUCCCAAAUUCACCUUUCGAUCUGUUAAAAAAUCCCGAAAUGGAUUCAGUGCGUUUAGCACUGUUUCCAAGUCUGGAUUACAAGGCUUUAUAUUUCUCUCUCGUACCCAUGGUCGAAGUAGCUCCUUUCGUGACCAAUGGGCUUUAUGUUUAUGGGCAGGCUCUUCUUCAAUGUUUAGGUUGUUUGUUACCGUUUAUGGAGCAUGAUCUCAUCGAUAAUUUGCCUUAUAUAAUUGCAUCCACCACAGCGGUUCUACCUUCUAGUUUACAUCAAGACAUAAUAAACACUCUAUGCUAUUAUAUUCUACCUUUCACAAUCACUCGUCAUGACCCCAAGGAAGAUAACAUAUGCCCGUCUGUUUCUGCAGUUGUUAUGACCGUUUUUCAAUAUUCGUCAAAUCCAGCUCAUCACUGUCAACUGUUGGAGUGCCUCAUGACUUUCAAGCAAAAUAUUCUUAAAGAUGUUUUAAGCGCAAUUGCUUAUGGUACCUCCAACUCAAGAGCCUCCGCUGCAAAACUAUUGUUUUACUACUGGCCAACGUUCAAUGCCAAUUUAUUUGAUCGGAAAAAUUUAAUUUGUAAAUUUGCAGGUAAAUUGCUAGAGAAUUAUCAGUUGGGUCGGUUAGCAUGUGGUAAUUGUGUUGGGCUUUUAGACCCUACACCUUUCGUUUGCCAAAGAGAUGAAUGCCCGAAUUCCGGAAAUGCUGAAGCUGCAAAAGUCUGUUAUAAUCACUCUAUCGCCCUUACAUAUUCUACCGAUAUUCCUCCUCCGUUGUACUUAUGCAUCGAAUGUGCUAAUGAAAUUCAUCGUGAACAUCCUAAUCAACUUUUUUUUGAUGUUUUGCAUCCAAUGCAGCAAGUGUCGAUGGUGUGCGAGAAUAAGAAUUGUAGAUCGAAUGAUAAAUCAGCAAUAUCUAUAUGUUUUUCAACCGAAUGUGCCUCAUACAAUGGAAACCACCCAAUUCGAUAUUGCGAUCAGUGUCACAAUAACCGGCACAACUCUCGCAGGGGUGGAGACCAUAUUGUUCAUAAAGCGAUACCCCCAACUUGGGACAUGACUGCAGAAAUGCAAACCUACAUGGUCGAAGCAAUUGUUAGUUUAUUAAAGGAGGCAAAAAUUCCCGAAAAUGAAUAUAAAGACAUUGAUCGUAGCUAUUUUGAAGACAAAAGCGAUAAGAAAGAUCCCAAAGAAGCUAGAGACAAAGAAAAAGAUGGAAAAAGUCCGAUACCGACAAUUGACAAUAUUAGCAUAGAAGAGCGACAACUUUUAGGAAGAUAUGGCGUCUGGCUGUUGGUCGGCCGUUGUAAUCCUGAUGAAAACACUCAACGAGAAGUUUUGGGACGACUUUUAUCUAUGAUUUUUCAUUGGUUUCAUAUGACAGCGUAUUCAUACGAUGGUCGGGAAGAGAGUGCAUUGGAAAAACUUAAAAUGACAGACGUUUGCGGCUGGCUGCGAAAAAUAAGUAAAUCGCAUUACGAUCUUUUCAUAUCGUGCCUUUUACCUCAUCCGUCAGAUUAUGCCCGGAUAGGUGGACAUUGGGAUACAUUGGCGACAAAAACGACCCAUUUGAAAGAAGGUUUAGAUCGUCUCUUCUGCCUGGUGCCUUACGACGUAAUAACACAGGAAAUUUGGGACUAUAUAAUGCCUCACUGGAUGGAAGCCACUGUUGACGGAGUGCCAGAAAAAGAUCUAGCCGAGCUUAAAAUAAUUCUCAGUAAAAUUCUUGAUCCAGAUAUGAGUCCUUUAGGUUUCGACGCGAAGAAAAUGUACCAGUUUGUGGCUACUAGGUUUCUAAAAACCAACGCCAAAGUGCAGCAACAGGCCCUAAAAUGGCUCCAAACUUUAACUCUUCUAGAAAUUUCAAUACCUUUGCACUUGCUAUUUUCAAUUUUUGAAGACGGAAUAAUUAGUAUGAAGGAAGGGGAUGGCCAUAGCGAAACUACACCCAUUCAGCAACCUGCCGAUGUACCUACCACUACAGACUGCAAACCCGACACCUUUGAUAAAUUGAUGGCAGAAGACAUUCCCCAGUGCGAAGAUUCGCCAAAAACUUCAUCAGAUGAAGAAAAUAAUACGAUUGUCAAGUCAAAACUUGAGACACAAUCGGAGAACAAUUUGUCUUGCUGCAUUCUCAUGCUUGAUAUUCUGCUAAAACAGAUGGAACUGCAAGAGAUUGACAAGCAUACAGGUCUAAGUUCAUCUCUAUGCAAAAACGUUUGCUCCCUUUUGAAAAGCAUGAUAACGGCUGCCUGGAUUAGUUCUCAUGCAUGCUCUUCCAAAGCCGAAUGUACUCACUGCGAGUGCAGCAUAAUGUGGCAUCAACUCGCCUAUGAACUCGUUAUUUAUUUGUCACCGGUUACUCUGGCUCAUCCUCCUGAUCCUCCCUCAGAAACAGAUUCAGAUGAUAUUAAUAGUAGAAAAAGUCCACCUGAAAGCGAUAAAAAAGAGAAAACGAGUGAAAUGGUGCUAAAUAUGUCAAUACCAGAGGUGCCUUCAGUGGGAGGUGUAUUAGUUCAUAUGCCGCACGUGUGUUCUAUCAUGACAGCUACCGUUGAAACAGUCUCAGAACAGCUUGAUUUGGGAUCGAUAAUUCCCGCUGAAAAAGUGGUAUCUGCUGUCACCAGAGCGAUUACCUUAUCUGAAACUGAUUUAGCAACAGUGGCAGCGUCGGUCGGAAAGCUCCAACCUUCUGCUCUGAGCGAAACAAACGAGCAAUUAGAUUCAGAUUCAGCUGGAGAAGAUAUUGAUUUUUGGCAAACUUCUUUGGGAAAAUUCAAGUUUUCGUUGGACGACUUACCAGAACCUAUACAAUUUAUUCAUCAGUUACUUCUCGAGCUUUCAAAAGUUAUCAAACCCGACAUACUUUACUACAUGCUUAAAUGUCUGAAUAUUUUAAUACUCUAUGGAGAUGCAUGCACAAGAGCUUCGAAGGAAAAUAAAGGAUUUUUUAUUUGGUGCCAGGAACACCUUAUUAUUAAAAAUUUCUGGAACCUACUAAAUUCCGAGCACUCUCACAUAUGCCAAGAGGCUGUGCCACUGCUGCUUCACUGCAUAACGUUGCCAGCAGGACCAGAUGUAUUUUGGAGAGUAAUACAGGAUGACUUCCAUAAUCAAGAUUGGAGAGUACGAUUUACGGCUGUAGAAAGAGUGACCGUUUUAGCCCGAUUCAUGGCGGACUGUCCUCUAAGGAACCAAGUACAAUUGCAAGCAGCCCUAGCGAAUGCCUUUUGUUACCUGAUCUCUAGUAUGGACGACCCAAACGUGUAUGUGGCUCAGCGAGCUACUUUGUACUUGGGAACCAUCCACGAUUUUGCUAUUCGGGCAUUAAUAAUGUGCCUGGAAUCACAAUUUGAUUCAGUGAUUCUAGAUCGACCGAUGGUUCUGCAAUCGAUCUAUCAACUCCAUAACUCUUUAAGUGAGCGAAAGAUUUUAUGUUGGGAAUUUUUUCUUAGUCGUUUUGAUACUCUGUUUAUUGAAGCUCAAAUUGCCUUAGAAAAAACUGGUGAUAUUACGUAUAUAAGAGAUUUAAAAAAUACAGACGUAAACAGCGACAUUUUUAUACGAAAACUGCAUAGAGCUCACGAUGCGCUCUCCGGAUUAAAUGAAGGAAGUAUUGCGAGUUCCAUAAAGACGUUGAGCGCAAGUUUCGGGACUAAGUGGCCUUAUAAGCGUACAAUGUCCGCUCCUGCCUCAAUUAUCCGACAUCAGGAAAGCAAAUCAGUGUACAUCCCAGAAACAAAAGAAAAAGUGUAUAGUCGUCAAUAUUCAGCUCCAAUAUUGAAAAGAAAAAGUUCUCGAUUCGGAUUGGGUCAGUUUCUAAGCUCUAGUAACAGCAUUCCAGAUGGUCACAUGCAUUCUCUGAACGUUGUUGAUGAUCAAAACCUUACAACGUUCCUGCAAAGAAUUAUUGAACUGGAAGAGGCGGAUAAAGAGACAAUGCAUUUAUUAAUUUUCUUGCUGAUGCAAUUUCUAUCCAGAUCAGAUCAAGCGUACCCCGCAGAGGAAAAAACAUUAGGGCGAACUCAGACUAUCGUUUUGAAGCACUUGUGGUUACUUUUAGGCUAUACUCAAACAGACCGAGGCAUUCAUUUACCUCCUCAAAAUUUACGCGCAUCCCCGGCAUUUAACGUUUUUCUAGCGAAUUUACCCCAACUAAUGGAUCAAAAUCACUUAAUGGGAAGAAUAAUUUUUCCAACUUGCUUAAUUUUGUUGCAAUACGCACCCUCGCCAUAUUAUAUUUCGAGUGUGAUGGAAUUUCAACAACCGUUGUAUAGUUUGUGGACAUUGGAACCCCAUUCCCGAAAGAACUGGCUGAUGUCUUUAGUUGUGAUUUUAUACAAGUAUCAAUAUAAUCACCAACCUCACUGUAUUCAACUUACAUCCUUAAUAAGAAUCGUGUUAAAUACUUUGGACUCUCAACAUCAUCACUGUAGGAGAAUUCCUGCCACCAUCAUUAUGGCCCAACAAGCCUCCAGAUCACGGGACGUGAGUCAGCCAUCCUUGGGCACGGAAAUGGACCAUCCAGAGCGAACAACUCCUCCACUAUCUCCUAUGUACUCGUCCGACGGUCAAUCAAUUCAAGUAUCCUUAAGUUCGAAAGGUGGGAAAGUGCAUGUGUGCUAUACCAAACCGUCUUCAAUGACCAGCAUGGAAACUCAUUGGGAAGAAACGAAUCAAUGCGAGAAAUUAUCAGAUCGAAAAUGGGAAAGAAACAUUAAGAAAUGUUCGGAUAAAAUUAGCAUAGACGAUGAUACAGAAAGCGAACUGAUAGCUAUACCUGAGAGUGAUAUUUCUGAUAGCACUCUGCAAGGCAGCGUUCAAGAUUCGUUCGAAGAAGCGUUAAGUGAAAACUCUGGAGCUGGAAUAUACAAGCAACCAACAGAAAAGGUGUUAGUGAAUAGGUCUCCAAAAGAAACUGUAUCCAACCAAAUAGAAAUGACGAAAAUUACCAGCAAUCAAACCCGACCAGUAUGGAUUAUAGGGAGUGAAGAUGAAUCCACUCGAUCUUGCGAGAAAAUGCAGGAGAUUGCGAAGGCUAAAAUGGAUUUUAAUAAAAAUCAUGCUAAGAAUAAAUCGACAUUUACUUUGACAAAUGGAUCAAGUAUACCAAUGAAGUCUGUAGCCGCAACUUCUAAUAAACAGAUGGAUUCUAGAAGCGCUUCGAUGGGAAAACAUAAAAAAGCCAUGGAACAGUCAACUCCUCCUCUAUCAAUGUGCACAUUGGAUUACGAUAGCACUAAAAACAAUCAUAAUCCUCUGCCCACUCCGAGUGUAGAACGACUUCUGCCCAUCGGACCCAUAAAAUCACCUGAUUUGAUAGACGACGUGUUUUCUCCAUUAGAACCCCAGUUGGAAAUACCCAUGCAAGAAAGAUUACUCCCAAUAGGUCAACACACAAAGGAUAUUUCACAAUUAGUCGAAAAAGUAAAGCAGGUGUUGAAUAUUAACUCGAAACUGACGAGAAAGUCAGAUUUUCGAGAGAAAAAGCAAGAGCAGCCUAGCACCUCACAAACCCAUAGCCCAAGGAAAUUAAUCAAGCAAGUGGCUUUAGAAAGUCCACCCAACCUAUACGAAUCAGAUGAUAAUGGGAACAGUUUUGAACAUUAUUUGAAAUCCCUAAAACUCGACAAUACAAGAGAUAACAUCAUCAAUCACAGACAAAGAAUUAGGAAAUCUGGGUUUUCACCAAUGAAUUUGCAACAGAAACCUAAAGUUCCCGGAGGUUGGGUGGUCAACUCACAAACGCUCUCCCCUAAGUUAGAUACGAAUUACGAUGUAAAGCAAAGUGCCUACCGAAUAGGAGAUGAGUGUGUUAAGGAGAGAUGUUCAGAGUGUGGCACUGUAAGAGAAGUAUACAGUGACGAAGAAAUUGGACUUUGCAUAAUCGCUUUAGGAACAUUCAUUCAUCGAGAGCCUAGUCUUGCAGCUCCACUCUUGCCUGAUAUUUUAAGUAUAGUAGUCAAAAUUGCUACCAAUGCUUCUUAUCCGUGGCAAUACGAAAGCAGUGUUCAUCUGCCUGGGGGAGCAGUAAGUGUUGCACACCAAUUCUUGAGAUGCGUUUUACACCAACUUGCUCCUAAUGGAAUCUUCAUACAAAUGUUUCAAACGAGAACAUCAGACCAAGUCAGACUGCAUUUCUUUAAAAGCGUGAUCCAAGCAUUAGUCGAUUUUAACGAACUCAGCCCAGUAGCGCCUUUACAGCUACUUUUAGAAACUCUGAACUCCAAAAAAGCCCUGCCUACAGACAUGAUGCCCACGAUACUAUCAAACGUAGCAGUUUAUUUAAACUGCUUGCCGCUGGAAAAUGCUUUGGGCCCAACAACCCCAAUGUGGAGCACUGUUUUACAACAGUUGGAAAUUAUUUAUAGGAAAUUAAUUUUUAUGUUAAACACCAUUGACGAUGUCACACCCUUACUGAAUAUUAUGACUUCGAUUUUCAAAUUACCAUUGAUAACCCAAUUUAAGGGCAUUCUAGAUCCGUUCUCAAAAGUGCUCAGCUAUGCAAUUCAAACACAUUCGUUACGAUAUAAUCUCUUGGUUGAAAUAUGUUAUCUCUGCAAUAAGGCAUUUACCAAAGAACGAGAUAAAUUGAUUUUCAGCAGGAUGGUGGUAAUUGAAUUAGUACAAGUAUUGAAGUUUAAAACAACUAUUCCGGAUUCCAAUUUGUUAAUGUUGAUAAAUCUGAUUCUGCAGGACGUCGGUGGUUAUAUACCUUCAAAUGUUGUGAUAAAAGAUAACAAUUUACUGGCAUUAGAGGCCUCGACAGGCUGCAAUACUGGCGUGUCCGAAUGUAUGAAACUCAACCUUGUAGAUAUUUUAGAGUUCUUAUCAGAUUUUCAUACGAUAUCAAAAAUGAAGAGUUACUGCAAGGGAAUUGGUGUUGGUUUAAAUGAUGAUACUCUAGGAGGUAUCAUAAAAUGUAGCGUUGCACAAUAUUUAGCAUUAGAAAUAACAAAAGGCAAUGGAAGGGACAAUAGAGCUGUUACAAGAUAUUUUCCUUGGUUGUACAAUACUUCCGUAUCUCAGCAGAGUCCUCGAGAAUUUAUUGAAUGCAUAGGGCACAUAAGGCUUUUAUCAUGGUUACUUCUCGGGUCCCUCACUCAUACAGCUCUACAAGGAAUAAAUAGUAGCUCGAUGUUAAGCCAACCAAUUCCCCAAGAAGCAUCAUGCCAGAUAGCUGAUAACAUCCAAGUCAUAAUGUCUGGGUUUGCGGAUCAGCCAAAAGCGAGCGUUUUGCACAUGUCUUCCCUGUUUCAUGCCUUUAUUCUAUGUCAACUUUGGACUGUUUACUUGGAACAAAGCUUGGGUCAACACUUGCCCAUUACAGAAGCAUAUAAUGUUACAAUGAAUAUUUUGUUUGAUUUUUGGGGGAAGGUGACUCCUUCCAUUUUGCAGCUAGUUCAGCAAUCGAGAUCCCUGAGUGAAAUUGUGAGCUUGCACUUUCUAAGUAUGUUGGAAGCGCUUAUAGAAUGUCAGUCUACAUUUGUUGCGAAACUGCUGCCUUUAUGGACUCCAGUAUUAUCAUCGAAUCAAAUUCAGCUGCCAGGUCAUUUGUAUGUACGACUACAGAAUUGUCGAAACUUUUCUCCAUUGAUAUACCAGGAAAUAGCAAGUGACAAAGGCAAAAUUAACCAUCUAAAAAACCCAAUGUUACUCAAAUGGCUGCAGCGAUUACAAUUUAAAAUGGGUCAAAUAGAGCUGCAAUCAUCCACAGCUACACAAUUCUAUUCACUGUAGGCAAUGCUAUUCAUUAAUUAUCAGUAGGUUUAGAUUGUGUAGAUUGUUUCAUAUUGAACUUUUAAGUUGAAAUCCGUCUGAACUUCAGUUAACUGUCGCAUGUUAAAUCCUAUAUUUCCUCUGUUUAGGUAAUAAAAGAAAUAAACAGGUCUAUUAAUGGAAAUUUA